GCUUGCCGCCGCUCCCUCACCCCCGCUUCGCCGCUUCCCGGCGGCCGGGCGCGGCGGCGGCGGCGGCGGCGGCGGCGGCGGCAGCAGCAGCAGCAUCAGGGCCGGGCGCGGUGCCACCUCCCGCCGCGGCUGUGGGUGGGUGAGCGGGCGGCACCAGAGGCGGAGCUAGCCGCUCGGCCGCCGCGCGCCCGGCGUUGGGGAGGCUGAGGAUCGGGCGCCUGCGGCGGCCUCGCCAUGACCGCGGCAAUGAGGCAGAGAUUUGACCGGUUUCUGCACGAGAAGAACUGCAUGACCGCCGUGCUCGAGCGAAUCGAGAGCAAGACCGGCGUCAACCGCACCUACAUCGCCACCGCCGUCGUCGGGGUGGUGGCCGUGUACCUGGUGGUGGGCUACGGCGCGUCGCUGCUCUGCAACACCAUCGGCUUCGGCUACCCCGCCUACGUGUCAAUCAAGGCCAUUGAAAGUCCCAACAAAGAUGAUGACACACAGUGGCUGACUUACUGGGUUGUGUAUGGCGUUUUCAGCAUAGCAGAAUUCUUCUCUGAUAUCUUUCUGUCCUGGUUCCCUUUCUACUACAUGCUAAAGUGUGGCUUCCUGUUGUGGUGCAUGGCUCCAAGUCCUUCUAAUGGGGCAGAAUUUCUCUAUCGUCGAAUUAUCCGACCUUUCUUCCUGAAGCACGAAGCUCAGCUUGACAGUGUUGUUAAAGACCUGAAAGACAAGGCUGCAGAGACUGCAGAUACCAUCACUAAAGAAGCCAAGAAAGCAACAGUGAACUUACUGAGUGAAGAAAAGAAGAGUACUUAAACUAUUAUCUGGAUAAAGUUUCCCUACCACCUCCUUUAUGAAGCUUGAUGUUACUGGGAACUGUGGUAUAAUUUUAAUAAUAUUGCCUUGGAAACAUUUUGAUAUAUUAAAGAAAUGUGUUGUAAGUUUGCUUACUACUUUGCUGUGUCUGUAUAGAAAGUAAGCAUUUUAUUUAAAAGCAAUGCAGUGGGUGGUGUCUGAAGCUUAAUGAAAAUAUUUUAUUCAUCUUGAUGCAGAAAUCUUUCAGUAAUCUCUUUCUGCAGUAACAUAAAUAAAAAGUAUAUAUCCCACAGGCUCUGCACUUUAGUUGUCUCUUUGUGUAUGUAAUUAUUCUCAACACUUUGACUGUGGUGCAUCUGGUAACAUGAAGCUAUUGCAUAAGAAAAAUACUAGUCUGAACGCAUCUUCUUGAAUAUACAGGGAAUUAUUGUGACAGAUGGCAUAACAAUGUAUUCCCCACCAGUAAAGUUGUAAAUGAUGAAGUUACAUGUUCUAGGCACCUGAUGAUAGAGAUUAUUCAUUGUUGCAUGUUUUGCUGUAACACAAUUAUUUGGUACAGUGUGUGUAUUCUUAAAUGGCUAGAUACUAAAUAUAGGAAAGAGUAACUUCAUUCAAGUGAUCAUGCUUAUAUUAGCAUGAAGUAAUUUGAAAGAAAUGGAUGCAUUAAAUUGCACAAUAUUAGCACAAGAUGAUGAAAGUACAACUUCUUGCCUCUUCUUGCUAAAUCAAGUUGUCAUCUAAAAUUGUUAAUAGAGUGCCUUUUAAGAUCACACUCAAAAGCACAAACCACAUUUUGCUAAGGAGCAAUACCACUUGCAAACACUUUUUCCUGAAGUCCUGUUGAAAUACUAACUGCCUUGGGUGUCAGUCCCAAGAACUAGCUCAUUAAUAGGAUAGACUUCAACCUCCAUGAACUUUUUCUGCAUAAAAAUCUGGAAUUCCUUCUGACUAUACUAAGAACAACUUUGCAUGAGCACUGACACUUCCUGAAUAGAGAUGCUGCUUUUGUUACUUGAUUAUAUUCCUGACCAAUCAGUAAGAAUGCCACCAAAGUUAAGAGAAUAAAGGCUCUUUUGCAAUCAAUGGAAAAUAUAUUUUUUUUUUUGUCCAGAAUCUGUAUUUACUCUUUCACAUCACAGUAUUUUCAACAAAUUCAGCAUGAAUUACUGAAAUCAACCUGUUCUCAUCUCCAUGCUGACUUUUCUUUAAAGCCUACAGGAAUGCUAUGACAGUUCUUAACUCACAGAACAUGCAGAAGGUGAGAAGCUUUUGAUACAAUGAAAAGUGAUUUCAGGUCACAAACUUAAAUUCAAAAGAUUUAAUCUUAAAAUAGACUUUCAAAGACUUCUGGCUUUCUGCAACAAGUCAGUAUAUAAACAUUCACUGUAAGUUUUCAGAGGCAAGAGCUGCAAAAGAAUGAAGUACACAGUGCAAGUCAGCAGGUCAGUUUUAAAUCUGAGAUAUAUGUUUUAUAAGAAGAGAUGUAGAAGUGUCUUAAGAGAAAGCAUUUUAAGCUUUAAGGUGGAAAAUGGCCCUUACGGCUGUCAGCUUGGCUAGGAAAGCAUGAGACCUACUAGGCAUCAUUUUCUGUAGGACAGCAUGUAGUUUGUCAUUCAAAAGAAAAAUGUAAAGUACCACAGCUAAUCGUUCCAUGACAGCUUUUUGUUGUGAGUGGAUUUGCUGAAGAGGAUAAAGUUUACAGCAAAGUUGUAGAUGGAAGGGAAUAAAAAGUUUGAAGGGACUCACCAUUUUAGUGGUUUAAUUUCUUGUCUUCCUCUGUCUUAAACUCACUGAGCUUUUCUGUAAGCCAUUCUAAUUCCUAGUGCUGUGUUUUAAAUUCUGUCAACCGUGUAUAUAGCAGGCAUGUGGCCAGUGUAAUUUAAGUUUCACCCUUUGAAAUAAGUAAUAGGUAAAUAAAAAUACUUAAUUGUCUGUCUGAUUUAGGCACAAAGUACUACCUAACUUACUUCUCUAAAAACUGUUGAUAAAUCUUAGACUUUCCAAGCCUAACCAUGUCUGUAGUAGAAACAGAACUUAUUUUUUAUUUCUCAUACUAUUCAACAGUUCUUCCACUGUUAUUAAUGGGGAUAAAACAUUUCUUAACAGUUAGGCUUUAAAUCAACUUCUCGUCUUUACAACUUGCUAUUUCUUGACCAGUGGCUAAAUUCUGUGCUCCUUUGUCAGAUUGCUACUUGAAGUAGAACUACAAUCUGUUGUGAACAGAACUUAAUCUUGUUGUUUGCAUUGAUGCAAGUAGAAAUGGCUGAUUUUCUGCAGCAAGUUAUCCUUUCCUGCAAGUAACUCAGCUGGGCUGGCCCCACAGAUCAGUGCUCUUCUGUUUUCUUCACAACAUUUACAUGCAGAUGUUGGUACCCACAUCUACUCGUCUGUGCUGAAGUUGUAAUGUGCUAAAUAAAAAUGGACACAAAUAAAGAGAUUCUUACAGGA
Messenger RNA from Tyto alba (common barn owl), 3252 nucleotides. It is a transcript of the gene REEP5, whose product is annotated as receptor accessory protein 5. Bases 235 to 804 code for a protein of 189 amino acids. The transcript has 5 exons. The record is from RefSeq and is a predicted model, not a curated record. Lineage: Eukaryota; Metazoa; Chordata; Aves; Strigiformes; Tytonidae.